This is a messenger RNA of Knipowitschia caucasica, 975 nucleotides long. NCBI's taxonomy places the organism in Eukaryota, Metazoa, Chordata, Actinopteri, Gobiiformes, Gobiidae. The record is from the annotation of a GenBank genome assembly.
AUGCCAUGCCAGACUCCCCCUUCUGUGACUGUCAGGGUGAGAUCCAACACCAGCAGCUGUCUCCAGACCCACAGAGGUCUCCAGACCCACAGAGGUCUCAGACUCAAACGGCCGAGUGCUGAAUGUGUUCUGGGUCCACCAGGAAAGAACCAGCCAAGCCACACUAAUGGCAAAUACUUUGUUCAAGUGGUUCAAUCUCCAACUAUACUAAUCCAGCGCCAAGAAAUGGCAUCAUACUUUAAGUUAUUUGAGGAUGACUUGAUCCAGGACUUUUUGUGGAUGGACUGUUGCUGUAAAAUGUCAGAUAAGUAUCUUUUAGCCAUGGCCUUUGUGUAUUUCAAAAGAGCGUGUUUCUCUCUUUCUGAAUACACAAGAAAGAAUUUCUUCAUGGCUUUGUAUCUUGCGAACACAAUGGAGGAGGAUGAAGAGGAGAACAAAUAUGAGAUUUUUCCUUGGGCUCUGGGCAAGAAGUGGAGGAAACAUUUCCCGCGCUUUUUGAAGCAGCGAGACAAGCUUUGGGCUCGUGUUGAGUACAGAGCUGCUGUCAGCCGGCGAUGCUGUGAAGAGGUCAUGGCCAUUGUGCCUCGUCACUCUCUGUGGCAGAGAGAGCGCUCCGAGCACCACAGCGGGGCACGACGACAGUACGGUCACAAAGAUCACACUCCGACACCUCGUGGCCCCGCUUCCUCUCCAGUCUCCUGUACAUUCUGCAGUCACAACAUCAAACUGGACCAAAGCCUGGGUUCAGUCUCACCUCAAAACGCAGCCCAAAUACCGAAGAAGUCCACUCUGGUCCCUGUGGCUCCCUCGCUGAGACUGGAGAAGACCCCUGUUCCGGUGGCCGCUCCUCUGCAGAGACUGGACUGUCGCAUCAGCGAGUCACCUCCAUGUUACUUUAUGACUAAAGCUUGUGAAGCUGACCUGCCACACAGGCCUUUACACGACUCCUCCAUGGACUGGAUCAGUGAAGAGUAG